CCGUCUAUGAAACACUUUGGAGUUGAAGCUACAGAGUGUUUUACGAUCGGUGACAAAUAAGUGAUGCUUGGGUUAUUUGACUCCUGCAUUGAAACUGCAGAAAGCGAAGAUUCCAAUGCAGGCAGGCCAGGACGGGGACACGGCCGGAGCGCCGCAACUGCUGGUGUCAGCCUGCAGCCCUCCAUCGGUGAGAAGAGCUCCGCACCGCCGGCCCUCGCUGUUCCUGUGGGACAGCCUCCAAGUUCCGUCUGCCAAUAAAGCUUGAAUUCAUCAAUCCCUCGGUUGGUUCCUCUCCUUUGUGCCGUCGCUCUUUCCUAGGGUACGUGUCGAUCAAACCAAUAAAUAUGUAUUGAACACCCUUCCUGUGUACCCAGGGAUCUGAUCGCUCUGAGGUCACACAGCCCCAUGAAGGUGCGUGACCAACCGCCACGUGCUCAGGGCAGCGCCACGAGCCGGGAGGCCGGGAGGCCAGGAGGCCGGGGCAGCCCGUGCCGCUUCGUGCAGGGCGCAGAUUGGGCUCAGCUGUUGCCAGGAGCGCAGCGGCACGGUUUCCGUGCGAGGCCGUGGAGGGGGGUAAAGCGCGUCAGCGCCUUAGCUGCCUUCUCGGAGAAAACAGCGCUUAUCCUGAGGGGUUGAUGCGCACCGACUCCAGCGCGCCUCACAAUAAAGCUGUGUUUCACGAGCCCGUCGCCCGGCUCUGCGGUUCGCGCGCUGCUCGUUUCCUUCCGAGCUCGGGGCCGGGCUCUCUCCCCGCCGGAGCGCUCGCCUCCUCCGUGAACGCCCGCGAUCCUCCUGGCACGCGAGGCCAGGGGAGAUGCGGCGAGGCGCGGGGCGCGUUUCCAGCUGCUCCUCCGCCGGGAGACAGCCAGCGGCACGCGCCCCUCGCCUUCCUCGAGCGGCCCGCGCGGCGCCAUGCAGAGAGGCCGGGUGCUGACGGCGCUGCUGUGCGCGGCGCUGCUCCCGCUCGGCUCGGACGCCGCCAAAGCGCCCAAACGCCCGGCCCGGCCCCGGAGCUGCGGCGAGCGGCCCGAGGAGCUGCUGGAGCAGCUGUACGGGCGGCUGGCGGCCGGCAUGCUCGGCGCCUUCCACCACACCCUGCAGCCCGAGCCGCCCGAGCCGCCCGGCCGCCAGCGCAACGCCAGCUGCCCCGCGGGGGCCCGGCCGGGCGGCGACAAGAGGUUCCGGCUGCCCGUCAACCUGCGCAGCGCCUCGCCCUGGGCUUACAGAAUUUCAUAUGACCCCACAAGAUACCCUAAAUACAUUCCCGAAGCAUACUGUCUGUGCAAGGGCUGCCUGAUGGGGAUCUUUGGCGAGGAGAAUUUUCACUUCCGCAGCACCCCCGUCUACAUGCCCACCGUCAUCCUCCGCCGCACCUCCUCCUGCGCUGGGGGCCGCUAUGUGUACACGGAAGACUACGUCACCAUCCCAGUGGGCUGCACGUGUGUGCCUGAGCAAGAAAAGGAGGCCGAAAGCGUAAAUUCCAGCAUAGACAAGCAAGAAAUGAAGUUGCUGGUAAACCAGAACAAGCCGUCGUCGGAAUGAAGAAUAUAGGAGUCGUCUGUGCGUUAUUGGCUUCACGUCACUAUUUCACCACCUCAGCAAACUGCGCGCAGCAGAGAAACGCAUCAGAUUAUGCUGCUUCUCUGCUUACAGUUAUUUCAGUUAUAGGAUGGAAAAUUCUGUUCAGUUGCUCAGAUCGUUAGCGAUGACAAUUCAUAUUAAGAACUUCUGUAGCUCAAGUGAGUAUUUCUCGCAAAUUCCAGUAUAGCUUUUUUCCUUUCCUUAGCAUGGAACAUUUUAUCCGUACUUAUUCACAGUAAAUUUUAGGAGAUGAUGCAAUAGUCAGAAAUGCUAGCUAUUGCUAUAGCAGACUGCUGGUUGUAGAUAUUAUUCAGGAAUCACUUAUACUCUACUUUUAAAUACUUUUAUAUAAAGAUCACAUAGCUUUUGUCCGGAUGCCAAAACAUCAGUUAAAAAUACAAUU
Messenger RNA from Tympanuchus pallidicinctus (lesser prairie-chicken), 1984 nucleotides. RefSeq names its product interleukin 17D (gene IL17D). The record is from RefSeq and is a predicted model, not a curated record. Gene Ontology annotation, biological process: inflammatory response. Gene Ontology annotation, molecular function: cytokine activity. Gene Ontology annotation, cellular component: extracellular region. NCBI's taxonomy places the organism in Eukaryota, Metazoa, Chordata, Aves, Galliformes, Phasianidae. The coding region runs from base 913 to 1542 and encodes 209 amino acids. The transcript is spliced from 4 exons.